Trichogramma pretiosum is the source of this 3104-nucleotide messenger RNA. RefSeq lists its product as uncharacterized. Bases 582 to 1502 code for a protein of 306 amino acids. Lineage: Eukaryota; Metazoa; Arthropoda; Insecta; Hymenoptera; Trichogrammatidae. Gene Ontology annotation, cellular component: membrane. The transcript has 7 exons. The record is from RefSeq and is a predicted model, not a curated record.
AUGCUCCGCGCUCUGCAGCGCUCUUCAGUCCCGCGAUAAAACACGUAGCGCGAGCACACAGACGCACUACCCAAGUAGGAGCAGCAGCGAGAGGAGAGCGCGCGCGCCCGUUACUACACUGUUGGUACCGUUUUCGAAACUCCGAAAUUUCGAAUAACCAAAAAAAAAACAACAGCGGUCGUGUAUAUGUGUGGCAGUUGUAGCUAUAUAGUUGUGUGAUAUAGUAUAUAUAGCAGCUGCAGUUGUGCGAGUGUGUUUUAUGCAUAGAAAAUAUAAUUUCUUUUUCUAAAUAAAAUCGUGUGCGGUCGCUUGCGGACGAGCUGCCAUGCGAGCCGAUCCCCGCUGUGCUAAUAAUCGUAAUAAUCAUAAAAAAGUAGCAGGUGCUCGUAAGCUCGUUCAUCCAAAGUGCUAAAGGUGCCAAAUAAUACAAAAAAUUUAAAAAAUCACAACACCGAUCGAGAGAGUGCAUCUCAUUCGACCCUCCAAAAGUUUCCAAAUAGAAACGAGCGAAAGAUUCGCCGAGUUUAUUUUUCAAAUAUCUAAAGUUUAGAACGUAGAGGCGAAGAAACCGCUAUUUCAAGAUGCCUUGCUCAGCAGUGACGCUCUCUCUGGCCACGAUAACCGGCAUCAUAGCCACGGCGCUCCUGGCCAUUGCCUUCUCCACCGACAAUUGGCUCUUCACUGAGGUCAAACGUCAUCAAAUACAGCAAUACUUAACCCAACAUCCAGACAGCGUCUCGAUCGAAGCUUUCGAGAAGAAGUUCUACUACUACACGAGGACGCACGGCCUCUUCAGGAUAUGCUUUCCCAAGGAAAAGCCACAAAUACCCGACGUCUAUCUGAGCCCGCUCGAGACCAACUGCAUGAACAUCGACUACUUCAUUCCCGAUGAGGAGAACCAAACGCGAGGAUUCUCCGAGGAUGCCAUGACACGACUUCACAUGGGCCGAUCGGUGAUUGCCUUGUUCAUGGUCGGCUACCUGUGUAUCUUCUUUGCCUUCUGGACCGGGGUCUUUGGCUGCUGGAGGAGAUCGCCCGGAAACAUCACGGCCACGGCUAUUCUCAUGCUUCUCGCCUGCCUCCUGUGCGCUGGCGGUAUGGGCUUAUGGCACGGCGUCGAGUACUUCGAGAAGGAAAAAAUGGUCGGCGAGGAGUAUUAUCUCGGCUGGUCUAACGUGUUGAAAGACAAUUCGCUAAUCUCGUACGACUGGUCGUACGUGGUGGCUUGGGUCGGCGUCGGUUGGUCCCUGGUCAGCGCUAUACUCUUCAGCGCCGCGGCCAUAUGCUUACGGGGCGAACGUAUGCGCGAGGAGGCCAUGAACAUGCAGUACCUCAUGCCUGGUAUACCCACCUUUUUUCCCACAUACGAGCAUGCCCUGUACCCGCAAAAGCAGCAGUUCGCUUACGCCGGCUAUCCAGCGGCCGCGGCCUAUCCAGGACCCUACUAUCACGCUGGUGCGGCACCCGCACCGCCUCCACAGGGCUACGGAUACAACUAUUGAAUGCAACAUGACCAGCAGCGGAGCGAUAACUUAGCAACGCGUACUUAAUGAUGACGACGAUGAAGAAGAAAAAGAAAAGAUUGAGAAGAAAAUAAUUAAGAAAAAAACACAGAUUCUUCAAUUUCGUGAAUGCUGAGAAUAUAUGCGAUAAUAAACAAUAUUAACGUUACGUUGCUUUAUAAAUAUAAAAUAUUUUUCAAAUCGUUUUGGAUGUAUAAAAUGAUAUAUUAAUUUAUUAUGUGUAUGUAUGUAAAAGAAGCAAUUCUGUACAUAUGUAUAAGUCAGACGAAAUUUUUUUUUCUACGCCUCAGAGACGACUGCGAAAAGGGAGAUAAGCGCGAGAUGACGCGAAGAUCGGUAUCGAUUUUGUGAAAUGAAAAAUCGAUGCGUCGCAUCUUCUCUUCAUCGCGUCUAUGUCACGCGAAAUGUGGAUGCAAAUCUACGAAUAAAAAAAUAUUAGAAUUUAUACUAUGUAACUCAUGACAAAAAAAAAAUUCACCGCAAGUGCUGCUAAAAAAAAGAGAGAGAGACGAGAAAAAAUGUAUAAGACUAUAAUUACUUAAAACUAAUUUCUUUCGUGUUAAAUGUAAAAGCCCAAAGUGCACAGGCACAGCCGUGCAUCUGAUUAUUAUGUUUGUACGAACCUUCGCUCUUCGUAUUUGAUCUUUUGUAUGUUGUGUCAGUAUUUAGAUCUAAAAGUAUUUAAAUACUCGUUUUUUUAUUAUUUAUUUACAUAUUUAUCUAUUUUUGAAAAUUGAUGUUAUAAUUGCUUAUUAAUGUCUCGGAUCUACGUUUUUUCAUACAUAUAAAAAAAAACAUGACAUCUCUCCAGCAUCCACGAUUCAUUUCAUUAUUAUAUCAUAGAUAAUAUUAUUAUUAUACUGCGAAGUUGUAACAAAGCGUUUAUUUGUUAUGAAAAAACACUUGCGCACGUAAACGUAAGUGCAUCAAGCCUCAUUUUUUUUGCAUUUAGAUGUAUUAUUUUUGCAGUUUAAGUAGAUAUAUAAAUUUAAUUGUACAUGUUUUUACAUUGUCUCCUUAGAAUUGUUUAGUUUUGUUAAUUAUCUAUAUUUGUACCAUGUGCUGUACGAAUUUUUCAAUAUACGUAUAACAAUCGAGAAAUAAUCUCUUAAUUACGAGUCUUUUAUAUGAAUUUACAAUACAAUAGACGCAUUAAACGCGACACUAUUAUUGUGUAAAAAUGCAGCGUACAGCAAAAGAAAUAAGAUCGUACCGGCAGAGUGUCAGUUCUCUGCGGUUCAUAUAAGCUGGAAUCCAAAUCAUCUGAGCUGAGUGUCAUUUAUAACGAGUAUUCGUGUGCGUUAAUAAAAAAAGGGCAAAAAAUACAAAAUGGCAAUGACUUAUUUUACCUUAGCUGUUAAACUUGUGACUUUUGAAAAACAUUUUCAAGCGCUCGAAUUAACAUUAGAUUUAAUUCUUUGCCGAUUUUAACAUUCCUAUAACGAAAACCAUUGUAUGCUUGUUGUAUUAAUUCUCCUUUGAAAUUUAUUGAAUUCUCAAUGAAAUGUAUUUUAUUUUGCGAAAAUUUUCGUUCAAUUAUCUCGACGAUCUAACAUUUUCGAAUAAAAAUUAUUAAACCUA